Molecule: messenger RNA, 462 nt
Organism: Thelazia callipaeda (thelaziosis nematode)
Lineage: Eukaryota; Metazoa; Nematoda; Chromadorea; Rhabditida; Thelaziidae
Source: the annotation of a GenBank genome assembly
AUUGACAUGUUCCAGAAAAUUUCUCAUUGUUUUUUUCAUGGGUCUGUAUUGUUUGUAGAAUUUCAGAAUGAAGAAUAUGUUGUAGAGAAAAUUCUUGACAGACGUGUUCGAAAUGGUAUUACUGAGUAUUUCUUAAGUUGGAAAGGUUUCCCCUCUUCAGACAAUACGUGGGAACCCGAGCAAAAUCUUGAUUGCCCAGAUUUAAUUCAGGCAUUCGAAAACAAGCAGAGAUUAGCAAGAGAACAAAAGAAGGCCAAGGUCAUCGAGAAACCUGCUCGAGGUUUUGAACGAGGCCUAGAAGCUGAAAGAAUAAUUGGUGCCACGAACUACAAUGGUGAGUUAGAACUUUUAAUUAAAUGGAAAGGAAGUGAUAAAGCUGAUUUAGUUCCUGCAAAAAUUGUAAACGAAAGAUGCCCACAAAUUGUCAUAAAAUUCUAUGAAGAACAUAUCCGAUGGAAUUGA